Zasmidium cellare ATCC 36951 is the source of this 2208-nucleotide messenger RNA. RefSeq lists its product as uncharacterized. The record is from RefSeq and is a predicted model, not a curated record. Gene Ontology annotation, biological process: carbohydrate metabolic process. Lineage: Eukaryota; Fungi; Ascomycota; Dothideomycetes; Mycosphaerellales; Mycosphaerellaceae. Bases 1 to 2208 code for a protein of 735 amino acids. The transcript has a single exon.
AUGGACACCCCCCGAGGACCGGAUCGAGCAGUCUCGCUCGCGAAUCGCUGUGGCGAGAGUAAAAGCCCAUAUGUCCGCUCGCACAUCGACAACCCCACCGCGUGGCAGCUCUGGACCCCGGAGACAUUGGAACUGGCACGACAGACGAAUCGCCUGCUCUUCGUGAGCAUCGGCUACUCAGCCUGCCAUUGGUGCCAUGUCAUGGCGCACGAGUCCUUCGACGACCCUCGGAUCGCGCAGUUACUGAACGAGCACUUCAUCCCGAUCAAGAUCGAUCGCGAGGAGCGGCCGGAUAUCGACAGACAGUAUAUGGAUUUCUUGCAGGCGACGAAUGGCGGGGGAGGGUGGCCGUUGAAUGUCUUCGUCACGCCGGAUUUGAUGCCCAUCUUUGGGGGCACGUAUUGGCCGGGCCCGAAGAGCGAGAGGGCGAAGAUGGCGGGGACGUCGUUUGAGCAGAUUCUGCUGAAGGUGGCAACGGCGUGGAAAGAGCAGGAGGCGAAGUGCAGGGAGAGCGCGGCGGAUAUCACGAGACAGUUGCGGGAUUUUGCGCAGGAGGGGAGUUUGGGAGGGAGGGAUGGGAAAGGGGAUGAGAAUGACGGGUUGGAGCUGGAUUUGCUGGACGAUGCGUUUCAGCAUUACAAGCAGCGGUAUGAUUCCAAGUUUGGCGGGUUUGGGGCUGCGCCUAAGUUUCCGACUCCGGUGCAUAUCCGGCCACUGCUGCGCGUUGCUUCGUACCCGAAGGAUGUGAGGGAGAUUGUUGGGGAGGAUGAGUGUAUCGAGGCGAGGGCAAUGGCGGUGAAGACGUUGGAAAAUAUGGCGAAGGGUGGUAUCAAGGAUCAGAUUGGCAAUGGUUUCGCGAGGUACUCGGUGACGAGGGAUUGGAGUCUGCCGCAUUUUGAGAAGAUGCUUUACGACAAUGCUCAGCUUCUGCCGGUGUAUCUGGAUGCUUACUUGUUGACCAAGUCACCCCUGUUUCUGGAGACGACCCACGACAUUGCGAAAUACCUGACGAGCCCUCCCAUGGCAUCGUCACUUGGCGGUAUCAACUCGGCUGAAGAUGCUGAUUCAUUACCAACCGCUCAAGACAAGCACAAGAGAGAAGGCGCCUACUACGUCUGGACGCACGACGGAUUCAAAAGCAUCCUCAACAACGAAGAGCUCAAAGUGUGCUCGACCUACUGGGGCGUCAACCCCGAAGGAAACAUCGACCAACGCUUCGACGCUCAAGGCGAGCUCGUAGCCCAAAACACCCUCUGCGUCCAAUACGAAAUCAGCGAGCUCGCCAAAGAACUCGACAAGUCCGAAGAGGACACCACCCGCAUCCUCUCCGACGGCCGCCAAAAGCUCCUCUCCCACCGAGAAAAGAACCGUCCCCGCCCAGCCCUCGACGACAAAAUCGUCACCGCCUGGAACGGCCUCGCCAUCGGCGGCCUCGCCCGCGCAGGCGCCGCCCUCAGCGAACCCGCCUACCUCGCCGCCGCCGAAAAAGCCGUAACCUGCAUCCGCAACAACCUCUUCGACCCCAGCACCGCGACCCUCAAACGCGUCUACCGCGAAGGCCCCUCCACCACCCAAGGCUUCGCCGACGACUACGCCUUCCUCAUCUCCGGCCUACUCGACCUCUACGAAUCCACCUUCACCUCCACCUGGCUCUCCCUCGCGGAAACCCUCCAAAAAACCCAAACGACGCUCUUCUGGGACGAAGAAAAAUUCGGCUUCUUCUCCACCCCGGCCCACCAACCGGACAUCCUCAUCCGCACCAAGGACGCCAUGGACAACGCGGAGCCGAGCGUCAACGGCGUGUCUGCGUCCAACCUCUUCCGCCUCGGCAGUCUGCUCAACGACGAGACGUACACGGCCAUGGCGAAGCGCACCGUCGCGGCGUUCGAGGUCGAGAUCAGCCAGCACCCCGGGCUGUUCAGCGGGAUUUUGUCGAGUGUCGUCGCGUCGAAGAUGGGCGUCAAGGGCGUUAUGCUCGUUGGCGAGGGCGAGGAUGUCGAGAGGGCGGUUAGGAAGGCGAGGGAGACUGUCAGGCCGAAUUAUACGGUUUUGAGGGUCGGGGGUGGGGUGGAUAGUAAGUGGUUGCGGGAGAGGAAUGACUUGCUGCAGGGGCUUGAUGGGGCGAACAGGAGUAUGGUGCAGGUUUGCGAGGGCGGUGUUUGUAGGUUGUUGAGUGGGAGGGAGGUGGAGGGGUUGUUUGAUGCUUGA